GCAGAGGCGAAGCAAAAUCAGCUCACUCAAUUAACAGCCGAGAAUGAGCGCCUUCGAACGGCAGUAGCAUCACGCACGGAAUUGGUAGAGGCUGAGCAUCAGCGAAGUGAGUCGGAGCUGGAGACGUUGUGCGACGAGCGUCGACGAAUCCAAGACGAGCUUGAAAGCGCUGAGAACGAGAAGAUCCGUCUAGAAGAGCAAUUGCUGGCGUGUGAGAUGAAAUGCGAUGAUCUGAAGAUUGAGCUGCAGCUGCAGAAGGCGAACAACUCAGAACUGACAGAGAUGCACAAUGAGGCUAACAGACGUUGCGAGGAUGCACAAGCAACACUUCAGACUGUCGAAGCCGAAAACAUGGCAUUGACUGAACGUUUGGCGAAAGCUAAAGAAGAACUGGAGGACGUGAAGGUUCAGCUGCGUGCGAGAAUCACACAGGAUGAGAAAGAUGGUCAGCGUUCAGCUGACGAAGCCAAACAGAAUGCAUCCCAGUGGGAACAACUGGAAAGGAUACUGAGUGAAGUGCGACGAGAACUUGAGGAGAAAGAAUUGCAGAACAACCUCCUGAAAGACAGCGAGGCUCGCCUUCUGGACUUCAGUCGAUGA
Messenger RNA from Cooperia oncophora, 600 nucleotides. The record is from the annotation of a GenBank genome assembly. NCBI's taxonomy places the organism in Eukaryota, Metazoa, Nematoda, Chromadorea, Rhabditida, Trichostrongylidae.